AUGGCGCUCGACUUCGCCGCCACUUACAAGAUCCUGGUGCUGGGCGACUCCAAUGUGGGCAAAACGUGCAUAGUGCACCGUUUCUGCGACGAGAGGUACUACGACACGUACAUAUCAACAAUAGGAAUAGAUUUUAAGCAGAAGAUAGUGAACCUGGACGGCGUUCCCAUUAAGCUCCAGAUAUGGGACACGGCAGGACAGGAAAGGUUCAGGACCCUCACCACGGCCUACUACCGGGGCGCUAUGGGCAUCCUCUUGCUCUACGACGUCACCAAUUUGGAGUCUUUCAACCACAUCACCUACUGGCUGCAAAAUAUCGAGGAGAACGCGUCUCCCCACGUGAUCACCGUGCUGGCUGGAAACAAGUGCGAAUCGAACGACAGGGUGGUGGAUACUCAGAGUGGGGAUAAGAUCGCUGAACACUUCGACUUAUCAUUUUUUGAGGUGUCCUGUAAGAAUAACAUCAACAUAGAGGCGGCUUUCAUGAACCUGGCUAGGAAAAUUCGCGAAAAAAGAGAACAGAAGGGUUACGCACUACUGGAUCACCAUCCAGAGGACAAUACGGACUUACUGAAACCGAAAACAGAGCUUCAAAUUCGUGCAUGUUCAUCAACAUGUUAA
Messenger RNA from Anoplophora glabripennis (Asian longhorned beetle), 621 nucleotides. Its product is annotated as ras-related protein Rab-8A-like. The transcript has 5 exons. The coding region runs from base 1 to 621 and encodes 206 amino acids. The record is from RefSeq and is a predicted model, not a curated record. Gene Ontology annotation, molecular function: GTP binding; GTPase activity. NCBI's taxonomy places the organism in Eukaryota, Metazoa, Arthropoda, Insecta, Coleoptera, Cerambycidae.